UUUAUUUAUUUAUUUAUUUAUUUAUUUAUAAGGUGGUCGUUUUCUGUGGCGUGGGAGACGGGCGGGCAGACGCUGGCAGCAGCAGCAGGUGCCGCCGUCAUGGACCUCCUGCGCUGUGUGGUCAUCUUUACAGUUUUGGUAAAUGUGAAUGGUGCUUCAAAGGUGCUGGAACUUAGUGAUAGGUUCCUGGAACUUCGUGAAGACACGACAUGGCUGAUCAUGUUUUAUGCCCCAUGGUGUGGUCAUUGCAAAAAGCUUGAGCCAGUGUGGAAUCAUGUUGCUCAUGCUCUGUAUGGUACUGAUAUAAGAGUUGGACGUGUGGAUUGCACCCGUUUCACUGCAGUAGCGACAGAGUUUGUCAUCAAAGGGUUCCCAACAAUAAUGUAUAUAAAGGGAGAAACACGUCAUGUUUAUAAAGGUGAUCGUGUCAAGGAGGAUAUUGUAGGAUUUGCCUUAAGGAUGGCAGCACCUCCAAUUCAGCAUAUACAAUCUUACCGACAUCUGAAGGACACCAUUGAUCGAGGAGAUCUGUUCUUCAUAUAUGUUGGGAGUCAUGAAGGAGAUAUUUGGGAUGCCUACAAGGAUAUGGCCGAUGAAUAUAGACCCUUUUAUUACUUCUACGAUAUUGAAACUAGCUGUAUGGAAGAACAUGUCAAGCUGGAGUAUAAUCCUGCUGUAAUGGUGUUCAAGGAUGAGAUGCAUUUCUUUUUCCCAGUACCAGAUGAGAAGGAGCUAAUGGAGGACAAAAACGUUCUCAAUACUUCUUUGAUGGACUGGAUCAACCAUGAGCGCUUCACAACCUUCACUAAAGUAACUCAUGGUAACUUGCACCAGUUAUGGAAGAUAAACAAGUUUUUAGCCAUCACAGUUGUUAAGGAGAGUAAAAUUGGACGAAUUACGACAGAUGAAGAUGCAGAAGACUAUGUUGAUGGGUACAAGUUCAAAGAUAUGGUCGAGUCUGUGAUUCGUAAUAACCGUGAGAAGUAUCACAAAUAUUUCCAGUUUGGAUGGACUGGCACACCAGAUUUAGCAAACAGCAUUGCAAUGGAACGGCUUCCACUCCCAUCACUGUUAGUGGUAAAUGCAACUACUAUGCAUCACCACUUGCCCGAGGAUCCCCCGCAACAUCUGACACCAGCUGCCAUUGAAAUGUUUUUAGACUCUAUAAUAGCUGAAACUGCCCCAACGUAUGGUGGGGACUCAUGGCCUAUAAGAAUUUACCGUGCCUAUUAUAAUGCGAGGACAUCACUGGAAGAAAUGUGGCAAGGCAAUCCAGUACUGACAUCAGUACUCUUUGGUCUGCCACUGGGUUUUCUCUCUUUAAUAUGCUACUCCAUCUGGUGCUCUGAUAUUUUGGAUGCUGAUGAUGAAGAAGAUGAUCAACAUGAGAAGAAAGAAUGAUGGAACUCGAAAUGUAUGGAAGAAAUAGUUGCUAAAAUUAAUACCAGUACAGUAUAUGAGCUGCUUGGCUGUGGUGGCAGCAGUUUGUGUGUAAGUUUACAGGCAUUGAAAAGUGUGAUGCGACCUGUUGAAGCAAGGAGUCUUAACACUUCCCAUUCUUUAGUAGAUGGAUAAUUAUGCAAGAUAUUUAUUUAUUCAACCUGACCUCUUAAAAAUAACAUUGCUUUUCGCUCGUAUGCGCGCUAUGGCCAAAUUGGGACGUACAGUAAUUUGAAAUGAAAUUGACUCACAAAAGUGACAUACUGCCCCAUUUUCUGCUUGAGUCGUCUGGCUUACUCAGUAAGGUUAAGAGAGGAAACUUUCAAUUAACUCUUUUCAUAAUGUUUUGAAACUGAGAAUUUUUUGCCCACCUAACCUAUCAGAGGACCCUUAACUUACUGUUGUUGAUAUUUUUUUUCCCCUCCAAAUUAUGUCCACUUUUGGCCAUAUUGGUAAACGGCCAAAAGCGACGUUAUUUUAAAGAGAACAGGUUGAUUUAUUACCAUGUAAGCAUGACGAACAUUGAGAUAGGAGAUACAAAAUAUACACCGGAACUAACAACAAAAACUUGAGUAUCUUGAUUUGCUUCUACAGCAGGUGGCUACUGUAUGGGGACAGGUUUGCUGUCGGUUAUUUAUGUGAAUUCAUUGUAACCAUAUUUACAAGUUCAACCUAUCCAUGUAACCUUUAUAUUCCAUGUUACAGUGCAGGUAGUUAUAUGUUUUAAGGUACAACUCCUAAGUCAUAGAAAUGCAUAUUUAUUUGCUCCCUCACUCUCAACUGUGGAGUGUGUUGGAUACAGUCAUUAUAUUUACAUCAGUGUGUGUGUGUGUGUAGAUAUCAUCAUCACAUCUCAUGAGUAACUGCCAAUCACAGAAGUUUUAAAAUUGUAGUGAAUUUUUUCAAGUUGAAAUGAGUGGAAGAAAGUAUUUGAUUUGCUGUAAAAGUUACUUUGAAUAAAACAUUAGGGUUUUAAGGAUUUUUUUUUAUCAUUGACAUGCCAUAAAGUUUACUAGAGCAUUGUCCUCACAAAAUGUACAUCAGUUAAUGAAUGAGAAAUAUUUUUGUCAAACUGCUUGGUGGGCGAUGAGCCAUGUACAGCAUACCAAGUGUGUUAUCAAGUUAUCCCUCAGUGUGCAUCUUUUAAUGGCUGUGAAUGAGUCUGAGUUUAAAAUAAUACAUUUUGUAACUUAUUUUAUACAAUAGUACCCAGUAUGUAAUUUUAAGACAGCCAAAUGUAACAUAAGUGUGAGACAAACAUGGCAGGAAUAAUUUGCUAGCAUAAACUUUUAAAUAUUUAAAUAAAGUAAGCAUUUUAA
Procambarus clarkii (red swamp crayfish) is the source of this 2759-nucleotide messenger RNA. It is a transcript of the gene Tmx3, whose product is annotated as Thioredoxin-related transmembrane protein 3. NCBI's taxonomy places the organism in Eukaryota, Metazoa, Arthropoda, Malacostraca, Decapoda, Cambaridae. Gene Ontology annotation, biological process: peptidyl-cysteine oxidation. Gene Ontology annotation, cellular component: endoplasmic reticulum. Gene Ontology annotation, molecular function: protein disulfide isomerase activity. The record is from RefSeq and is a predicted model, not a curated record.